This is a messenger RNA of Chelonoidis abingdonii (Abingdon island giant tortoise), 2276 nucleotides long. NCBI's taxonomy places the organism in Eukaryota, Metazoa, Chordata, Testudines, Testudinidae. The record is from RefSeq and is a predicted model, not a curated record.
AUGGGCCCCACUGGGGAGAGGGAGGAGCUGGAAAGCUACGGGCUGGCAGGGGUGCUGCGCUGCGAGGCCGUGCUGCCCAGUCCCCGCGCCCACUCCCUGCUGCUCCUCGUGUGCCAGGAGCCCCAACAGACCCAGACCGACGCCCACUUCUUCCAGUGCACCCACAUCGGGGCGGAGCCGAUCCGGGAGGAUAUUAACAGUGCCCUGCUGGACUUCACAUCGGGGAGCAACGCUCAGAGGAAAGAAGCGCUCAGAGCAAACAAGGAGAAGAUGCAGAAUGGGGCACCACCGACCCCUGGGGGGACAGGCUCCCGGCCCCCACCUCCCCACAGGAAGGUGGUGAUCACCCCCUCAGCCACUCUGAAUGAAACGAAGACACAGACUCAGAGAGACGCAGCUGACCCCUUGGACCCAGGCGCGCUGCGGAUUGAGCGUGAUGUGGUGGUGGAGUCAUCGGGGGGCCCAGAGUUCGCCAGCGAGAUCCGCUCCCCCAUGCUGACCCUGGAGGCUGUCACCCUGCUGCGGGGCUGCCUGGGGGCCCAAGAGGCCGAGCUGUGGGGCUCGCUGGGGGAUGACUGGACCCGGCCCAGGGUGGAGUUCCCCGGGGACUACGCCGCCCCUUAUACCCUGAGCUUCCAAAGUGGCUGGGCACCGCCCCGCCUGGGCCCUGACGGGCAGCCCUGGGAGGACCCGGUGGAGACCCAGCACCGGCAUGAAUUGCGCCGGGCACAGGUGACUGGCGUGGGGAAGAGCUCGCAGUACCAGGAUAGGGGGUAUCAGUGGGAGGGGCUCCGAGGGGCACUUGGCCUGACUGUCCCCCCUGCCCCUCCCAGGACGGUGAGCACCCUGGGGGUGCUGAACGGGUCCCAGCUCUUCUCGCUGUCCAAAGCCGAGUUCCAGGCCGUGAGCCCCGAGGAAGGAGCCAGAGUCUACAGCCAGGUCACCAUACACAAGGCCAUGCUGGAGGACUUUAGGAAAACCUCCGAACUGGAAGCUGUGAUGGAGAAACGGAAGAGGAAAUUGGAGGGCGAGACAGAAGCAUCCCGCUCGUGAAGAAGGCAAGGACAUGUUGCCCCCCCCCCAGCUGACAGAGCUCCCCCCACUGGCGAGGGUGCUGCUUUGGGGGCUGGAUCACCGGACCCCCACCUGGCUCUCAGACUUCCCCCUCCCCAGCUCUCUGUGAGGGCAUCUCCCCGAACUAGACACGCUAAGGACCUCUGCAUGGGUAUAGAUUUCUUCACGGGCAUCUGGCUACCACCUGCUCCAUUCAGGCUACCACACCUCUUAAAGGAACAGCCCCCAGCGCAUAUGUGUUGUUGUUGUUUUUUACUUCCACUAUUUAUUUAAGAAAGGGGGCAAACUUUGAAAUGUAGCCCCCCCCUUUCCCCUCCAAAUGGUAUGACCUCCCUUGUCCACAAUCUCCCCUCUGUUCCCCCCAAGUGGUACAACUUCUAUAUUCCAACCCCCUUGCAUUUCAACUCACGUGGUACAGCCCCCCCAGUCUGCACCGCCCCUCCCCGUUCGGUAUAAUCUCCAACACUGCUUUUUCCUCUCAAGUGGUAUGUCCCCUCCAUUUUCUCCCCCCAAAUGGUACAACCACCACCCCCCCUAUUUUCUCAAUUGGUAUGUACCCUAUUCUCCAAGUGUGACUCCCCAGCCUUGGAAACUCCCCAUUGCCCCUUAAAUGGUACCACCUCAGUCUCCACAGUGCCCCUUCCAUGUCCUCCCUCCAGAAAUGGUGUGACCCCCCCUACUCAUUGUUCAGCCCCCCCCACUGGACCCAGCAGAGCUGAGGCUAGGGGGCGCCAGGGAAUCAGAGGACCUCAUUGCAUGUAGUACCCCCUGUGGCCACCAGAGGGGGAUGCUCUGUGCUAGGCAGUGCCACCAGUCCUAAGGUUGCUUAACGGUUUCCAUUCCCAGCUCCCUUUUUGCGGAGCUGCUUAUAACUCAGCCAAACCAGAAUGGCCGGGGCUGAAAGUUCCCAGCUCUGCAGCAGGCUGGGUUGGGGGAGGGGGGAGGAUAUUCGGGGCAAAUUGAUUCAGCCAUUUUCGAGAGGGAGGCCGCCGGAGGGGAGACGUACACGCCCUACGUGCCCUUCGCGGCUGCUCGGCUCCUUCCUAAGGGGGGUCGACUCUCCCCACCCCCCCAAAAAAGGAGGGGAAAAGCAAUAAAUAGUGGGAAAUGUUGACCCUUCGGGGCCUUUUCACAAGUGCAGUAUAUAUAUGGGGCGACGAAUCUGGGUAGUGUUUAUCUCGCGUGAAUAAAACAUGCUACAA